Messenger RNA from Ogataea angusta, 1173 nucleotides. RefSeq lists its product as uncharacterized. Gene Ontology annotation, molecular function: pheromone binding; mating-type factor pheromone receptor activity. Lineage: Eukaryota; Fungi; Ascomycota; Pichiomycetes; Pichiales; Pichiaceae. Gene Ontology annotation, biological process: G protein-coupled receptor signaling pathway. The record is from RefSeq and is a predicted model, not a curated record. The coding region runs from base 1 to 1173 and encodes 390 amino acids. Gene Ontology annotation, cellular component: membrane; G protein-coupled receptor homodimeric complex. The transcript has a single exon.
AUGUCCUACUCUCUUCCUCCAGGUUUGGACCCCAAUCAAAUCGCCCUCAAUUACACUUCUGCCUACGGCUUCACCGAGGUGACCUUUGCGCAGCUGGACUCGUAUGUCAAGGCCAAUGCGGAAGUCGCAGCGAUCUUUGGCAUGAGAAUCGGUCUGGCAGCCAUAGCUGUUCCUGCCAUAUAUUUUGUCACUCGAAACAAGAAGUCUGUACUCUUCGUACUUAACGAGGUGUGCAUGGCUACCAUGCUCAUCCACGGCAUCAUGACCGUCUGCACCAUGUUUGAAGCUUACCGUUCGCUCGCUUUUAAUUUCUCAGGCUACUUGUAUGUGGACAAGCAUGCCUCCGAUCUGAGCGCUGCCACGAAUGUCAUCUAUGUGAUCCUGAUCGGCCUGACUGAGGCCUCGUUGACCUAUCAAGUACACAUUGUUUUCAGAGGCCCGUCUUUCCACUACAGAAAUGUUGGCUUCGGUAUGGUGGCAGUGUGCGGCCUUCUGGGCUUGGCCUCAACGGUGUUGUACUUCAUCUACGCAGUGAUGUCGAACAUUGCCUUAUACGACAUCAACAGCUCUGUUCCAAUGUGGGUGAUGAACGCUUCACAAAUUUGCUACGCCAGCUCUUCUUUCAUUAUCUCGAUUAUACUCUCUUGCAAGCUUUUUGUGGCCAUUCGGACCAGAAAGUUUUUGGGGCUGAGACAGUUCAGCAUCUUCCACGUUCUCUUUAUCAUGGCCCUCCAAACCAUGAUCAUCCCAACAAUUCUGGUUCUGGUGUCUUUCAGAGAGGUGAAAGGCUCUUCUGGUCCUGACAAGGCCCUGAAUGCUGUUGGUACCGCGCUUAUUGCCAUCUCGCUGCCAUUAACUACUAUGUGGGCCAACAGUGCCGUUGACGAGACAUCCUCGAGCUCAGCUUCCAACACGUAUCUGCAGAAAGUCGAGAGCUACUCCUCUUAUGGCUCAGGAGAUAGCGGAAGCCCUAAGUCGUACAAGUCAGGCACUAGCAUCAGUGAGGAGGUCAAGGAUAUCGACUCGCACUACAGCACGAGUCCAAACACCGCCGUCACUGACAAGAACUUCUGGUCCGAGGUCCAGUACCUGGCCCAGGGUCUCAAGCCUGCAGAUCUGGAUGACGACGAGUUUGUCCGUGCUACUGUCGAGACUUCAAUCAAUAGGAAAUAA